AUGUCCGCCAACGACUACUACAACAACGCCGGCGGCAGCGGCGGAUACCCCCCUCAGCAGCAAUACGGCCAGCAGCAACAAUACGGAGGCGGUUAUCCCCAGCAGCAGCAGGGCUACCCUCAGCAGCAGCAAUACGGCCAACAGCAGCAAUACAACCAAUCCUACCCCCCUCAGCAACAACAACAACACUACGGCCAGCCCCAAUACGACAACAACCGCAGCGCCUCUCCCUACGGCCAGCCCCAGUACGACCAGCAACAACAGUACGGCCAGCACCAGCAGCAGUACGGUCAGCAGCAGCCUGGCUACGGCGGUCAGUACCCCGGCGCCGACCAGCAGGGCCAGUACCCCGGCGCUGAGGGCCAGGACGGCGACCGCGGCCUCGGCGCGACCCUCAUCGGAGGCGGUGCCGCUGCUUUCGCUGCUAAGAAGGCUGGCGGAGGCCUCGUGGGCAGUGGUCUGGCCGCUGUGGGCGGUGCCAUCGCCGCAAACUUGAUUGAGAACGUGUUUGAGAAACGCAAGGAGAAGAAGGAGGCUGAGAACAUGGCCUACGGAGGCCAGGGCGGACACCACCACCACCACCACCGUGACUAA
This is a messenger RNA of Trichoderma breve, 594 nucleotides long. RefSeq lists its product as uncharacterized. Lineage: Eukaryota; Fungi; Ascomycota; Sordariomycetes; Hypocreales; Hypocreaceae. The transcript has 3 exons. The record is from RefSeq and is a predicted model, not a curated record. Bases 1 to 594 code for a protein of 197 amino acids.